AUGGCCGCGUUCGCCGCCACGCACCAGCAGACCGACGUGGCCGCCUUCUACUCGAGCCUCAUCUUCAACUACUCGGCUGCCAUCACGGAGCUGUACGGGAUGGGCGCGAGGAAGUUUGGCGUGAUCAACAUCGGGCAGAUCGGGUGCGCGCCGCUCCAGCGUCUGCAGAGCCCCACCGGCGCGUGCGCCGACGCAGUGAACGCGCUCGCCGCCGGCUUCGACGACGCGCUCAGGUCCCUCUUGGCCAGCGGGCUCCCGCACGGCCUGCCCGGCCUCGCCUACUCGCUCGGCGACCUGCUGGGCGCCCAGAGCGGCUGCCAGCAGCCCAACUCGACGCUGUGCGCCGACCGCCGGAGCUACCUCUUCUGGGACUACGGCCACCCCACCCAGCGCGGUGCCGAGCUCAUCGCGACCACCUUCUACGACGGACCGGUCCGCUUCACCCUGCCGGUCAACUUGAAGCAGCUGAUGCUAAGCUGA
Messenger RNA from Panicum virgatum (switchgrass), 480 nucleotides. RefSeq names its product GDSL esterase/lipase At1g71250-like. The record is from RefSeq and is a predicted model, not a curated record. Gene Ontology annotation, molecular function: hydrolase activity, acting on ester bonds. Bases 1 to 480 code for a protein of 159 amino acids. The transcript is spliced from 3 exons. Lineage: Eukaryota; Viridiplantae; Streptophyta; Magnoliopsida; Poales; Poaceae.